Gongylonema pulchrum is the source of this 240-nucleotide messenger RNA. The record is from the annotation of a GenBank genome assembly. NCBI's taxonomy places the organism in Eukaryota, Metazoa, Nematoda, Chromadorea, Rhabditida, Gongylonematidae.
AUGAGGUGGGGCGGAGAAAUCUCCGCACGCCUUGCUUCGUUUCGAGUAGCCGUUGGUCACGAUUCUUUUGCUGAGGAUCUAGUCGGCAGUUGGUUUUAUGGAAUUUUCCUCAUCGUUUUCAUCUGCCUUUCCCCGUCGCUUCGCUGUAAUGGUGGAAGGGGAGGUGCCGCAGAUGGCGGUGAUGAUGACGAUGAUGAUGCUGUCGGCCGGGGCAUGAAAUCCGGUGCUCGUCUUCUGUAG